This is a messenger RNA of Zophobas morio, 1870 nucleotides long. RefSeq names its product zinc finger protein 845-like. NCBI's taxonomy places the organism in Eukaryota, Metazoa, Arthropoda, Insecta, Coleoptera, Tenebrionidae. Gene Ontology annotation, cellular component: nucleus. Gene Ontology annotation, biological process: regulation of transcription by RNA polymerase II. The coding region runs from base 220 to 1851 and encodes 543 amino acids. Gene Ontology annotation, molecular function: DNA-binding transcription factor activity; RNA polymerase II cis-regulatory region sequence-specific DNA binding; zinc ion binding. The record is from RefSeq and is a predicted model, not a curated record. The transcript is spliced from 4 exons.
GCAGUUCGGUUGAUGCAAAAAUAACAAUACUGGGUGAUCAAUUCAACGUAAUUAACCACCAAAUGACGUGCAAAGCGCAUUUGAUUAGUAGGUCGCUGUAAUACCGACAUUAAAAAUCGUUUCGUUUAUUUAUGUACAAAUUGCUAUUUUUGCACGUUUGUGGACUUUUCUAUCAAAGAAUGUCGUUAUACCUUUUAUAGAUUGACAAUUUAAGUUGCAAUGGCCACACAAACCCCUAAAGUGAAAAGUGUGCCGCCUCAACCCAACCAAGAGGCGACCAGCGGCACCGUCAAACCCCAGUUUUUGUUACUUUUGCCCCCCAAUUUGAAUAUUGGUAAUAAUCUGCUGCUGUUGUCUCAGCCCCCAAAGCCGGCUUCAAACACACCAAAACCCUAUUUCCAAUCAGUAAAAGGCUACGUUUCAGAACCGUAUAAAAAAGCUGACCAUGUAUGCCGGACGUGCUGCCGGGCUAUCUUCAAUCAACACUUCAUCAAACUGUACGACGACAACAACAAAGACAACUGUGAGAGGUUGCGACGAAUGCUAAAAGAAGUAAGCCCUUUUGUAGACCUGGAAAUUUAUUUAAACCCCGUUAUGUGCACAAAGUGUGUGCAGAUGUUGUUUGAUAGUUUCGAAUUCAAAACAAAAUGUCUAGAUGCUGAGCAGAGAUUUAAUGGGUGGGUGUCGCGGAGACAAGACGUGAAAAGUAACGAAGUAAACUUGCUUAUUAAAGUCGACACGUCGACUGAUGGUGACGAAAUAGAACAAACGAAACGUGCAGACAUCAGUGUCGUGAAAAAAGAACUCCAGAGUGAUAGAGAAAUGAGUGUAAAUUUCGUUGCUUUGGAUCAUGACUACGUCGGGGUUGUCCCGAAGUUAGUCGUGGUCCCCAACGUUAAAAAAAAAUUCACGUAUAAGCCGCUACUUGGUACCAACACCAUCCUUAAGCCAAAAAAAGAAAAACCGGAGUUUUUGUGCGAGAAGUGUGGCCAACUGACGAAAAAUCACCACCCGUCGUUACACACGCAUUGUACAGAUGGCGCUGUAUACAAAUGCCGCCAUUGUGAUUAUAUGGUGCGCAGUCUCUCAGUUUUAGAAAAACAUCUAGAAACGCACGUUUUACACAACUGUGGACAAUGCAAUAAGAAUUUCAGUUCGUUGAAAAUUCUACGUUACCACAUUAAAACCGCUCAUUUACGAAAAGGAGUUUUUAUGUGUCACGUUUGUAGCAAAAGUUUUAAACAUCGUUACUCGUUGCAGAGGCACUUGGGGCACCAUAACCCCGACAAAGUAGACACAAUAGAAACGAUACAAUGCAAAAAGUGCCCCAAAACGUUCAAAUACCACAAAAACUAUACCAGACAUUUACGGCUCCACGACGGCCCGAUUUUCGCCUGUGGUUUCUGCGGGAAACUCACAGCUCGACAAGACUAUUUAAAAAAACAUAUCGAAACCGUACACACAAAUAAAACAGACACACGAAAAAAAAAUCAAAAAAUGUAUAACUGCGUCAUCUGUCGGUCGAAAUUUUCGAUUCUUUUUGAGUACAUCGAGCAUUUAAAAAAUCACGACGUGGAAAUGGCGAUAUGUGAGAUUUGCGGGAAAACGUUUAAAGAUAACAGGGUGCUGAAAAUGCAUCUGCAGUUGUACCACGAUGAUAAAGGCAUGUACAAGUGCGAGACGUGUGCAAGAGGGUUUUGGAAAGAAGAGUAUCUGUUACAACACAAGCUUAAAGUGCACCAGAGUGACCCCCCGGAAACUAUGAAACAGGAAAAGUUAGGUUUUGAAGAAGUGUUGAUUUGUGUUGAUAGGGAUAAAGAGAACGUUGUUGUUGAGAAAAUGGAGGUUUAAUUAAAUUAUUUUUACAAUU